AUGUCAUCGACAGCAACAAUCGAAAGUCCAUCAAAAUCGUCAACGACGAAUAUACGUUAUCAUACAAAUGGAAUUGAAAGUGAAUCAUCAACACCAUCAACAACAACAACACAUUCAAAUGGAAAUGGUAUAACAGCUGUUGUUGUUACAAAUCCAUUGGCAUCUUCAUCAUUUUCAUCUACAACAUCACGUUAUCAAUCGUCAGUUAUGAAUAAAUAUAAAAAUUUAGCUGCACCAGAUUUAACUCAUCCACUUUCAAGUCUUAAACAAAUGACACAUAUUUUAACAAAUAAUAAUGGAAAUAAUACAGCUUUAGAUUCGCAUGCUUAUCUUGCUGCAAAAUAUCGUCGUGCUGAUCCUCAUCUUCGUUCAACAACAUCAACACCAAAUUCUACACCAACAAAAAUUUCUGCUUCUGCAAUAAAUGAAUCAACAACAGUCGAUGGUCCACCACCAGUUGCUCCUCCUCCUCCUCCUCCACCACCACUACCGCCAUCAGCUCCCGCAUCAUCAUCUUCAUCAAUAUCAAGUGUCAAAGGUCCAUCAACUCGUUUAACACUAGAUGAUCUUCAUCAAUCUCCAAUUCUUCAUAGUACAACAACACAUAGUCAUACGUCAAAUGGUGAUUAUCGUUCAACUCUUUAUCCAACUAUAGUUAAUAAUCCAACAUCAACACCAAUACCAUCACCACCACAUGGCUAUGGAUCAUCAACAAGUAAUUCUACAAUAUCAAAAUUAAUACGACCACGUCAAGAAUCUGAAACAAAUUCAAUUAAUAAGGAACAACAACAACAACAACAACAAGUAGCACCUAGAAUUCGAGAAAUAAGUUCAAAUGUUGGUUUUGUUUCAUUACCUGAUCAAGUUCAUCGACGAGCAGUUAAAAAAGGAUUUGAAUUUAAUUUAAUGGUUGUAGGUCAAUCUGGUUUGGGUAAAUCAACAUUUAUAAAUACAUUAUUUCAAACGGAACUUUAUGGUCAAGAUUUUCCAUCGACAGUCCAUCGAAAAAAGAAAACGGUUUCAAUUGAUUCAUCAUCUAUUUUAUUAAAAGAAAAAGGCGUACAAUUACGUUUAACUAUUGUUGAUACACCAGGUUUUGGUGAUGCUGUCGAUAAUUCAAAUUGCUGGCAACCAAUAAUCGAUCAUAUUGAUUCAAAAUAUGAGGAAUAUUUAAAUGCUGAAUCUCGCGUUAUUCGAAAAGCUCAUAUAAAUGAUAAUCGUGUUCAUUGUUGUCUUUAUUUCAUUACACCAACGGGUCAUAGUCUUCAAGCAUUAGAUAUUGAAUUUAUGAAACGUCUUCAUGAUCGAGUAAAUAUAAUUCCUGUUAUUGCCAAAGCUGAUACAUUAACAUCAGAAGAAUUACGUUUAUUUAAAAAAUCUAUUAUGCAAGAUAUUACAAAUGAAAAAAUGAAAUUAUAUGAAUUUCCUGAAUGUGAUGAUGAUGAUGAAAAUAAAUUAACAAAAAUUUAUAAAGAUAAAGUUCCAUUUGCUGUUGUUGGAAGUAAUUUUAUUUUAGAAAAAGGAAAUAAACGUACACGAGUUCGACAAUAUGCUUGGGGCAUUGUUGAUGUCGAAGAUGAAGUUCAUAGUGAUUUUAUUGCAUUACGAAGUAUGUUAAUACGAACAAAUUUAAAUGAUUUACGUGAUGUAACACAUAAUAUUCAUUAUGAAAAUUAUCGUUAUAAAAAAUUAAGUUCAUUUCAUGGAAAUGAUACAAAAAAAGGUAAAACAUUACAAACACCUUCAGUUAAUAAGUAA
Molecule: messenger RNA, 1758 nt
Organism: Rotaria sordida
Lineage: Eukaryota; Metazoa; Rotifera; Eurotatoria; Philodinida; Philodinidae
Source: the annotation of a GenBank genome assembly